This is a messenger RNA of Hydractinia symbiolongicarpus, 2813 nucleotides long. RefSeq lists its product as uncharacterized. The coding region runs from base 192 to 2057 and encodes 621 amino acids. The record is from RefSeq and is a predicted model, not a curated record. The transcript has 2 exons. NCBI's taxonomy places the organism in Eukaryota, Metazoa, Cnidaria, Hydrozoa, Anthoathecata, Hydractiniidae.
UAAAUAAGUUUAAGAGAUAAAAAAAAUUUCAAAUGCGAAGGUUAUUUUUAAAAACUUCUGAUUUUACUUAAUAUAAAGUUUUUGAUUUUACAACCAAUGGCAUCGAAUUUUAGACCUUGUUCAAACUGUCAAACAAACGAAGGUAUCAAACGUUGUGUGCGAUGCAAGGAUGCAUUUUACUGCACUCGUGAAUGUCAAGUAAUACAUUGGAAAAAUGGUCAGUAAAAAUGUGUACAGUAAGAGAGCAAGAAGACGAAAAUGAAGGCAAAAUUGCUGAGCUGAGUGUUGAAAAUGAGACAUCCAAUGGGAGAGAAUCAUUGACUUGUUAUGGCUGCUUCGUGAAAGAGGCAAGUUUUCGUUGUAGCUGUUGUAAGAAACAAAUAUACUGCAGUAGGGCGUGUCAGAAAAACCAUUGGAAGCAACAUAAAACAAAAUGCAUUUCUCAAAAUCAAGAAAAAAAACCCGGGCAAAUUCAAUGCGGUAGGGAGGACGAAUUAUCAGCAGAGAAUUUGAGAAAAGCUCUUAAAUAUUUCAUGACAUUACCAUCAGAGCCAAAAUAUUUAAAAGAAUUUCCAAUUCCUAAUUUUCUUUCAGAGUACCGCCAGACCUAUCCUAAUGAUGUACAUUGUUUUAUGCUAGAGGCGAUUUAUGAUCGUCAUAAAACAUUUGGUGAAAUAGAACUAUCAUUGAACAAUAUGGAAUGGAGUAUAGAUUUACUUGUUAAAAAAUUUCAUGCACUUUCAACUGACUUAUUUCAGUUUUUGGCUGGAAAACCACCCCCGGGAGAAAUAUUCAAGAACCGUCAUUACACCAAUUAUCCUAAGAACAUGUAUCAGUUGUAUCGAAAUACUCCUGUAAAGGAAAAAAAAUUUGAGUUCGGCAAAACUUAUGUUUUUAUUGGAUAUGUAGACCUACUUCAACUUGUAAUGGGAGUAUUUACAGGUGAUGCAGGUAAAAAAGUUGCUUUCUUUGGAUUUGACAUGUCAGAGAUAUGUGUGGCUCGUUCAUUGAUUGUUUACGAAAUGAUGAAAAUGCAGUCCAGCCUUGAUUCAAUACUAGAAGUUUGGUUCUCAACAGGAUGGAGUAAGGAUACAUUAAAAACUUUCAAGAAUGCAUGCACUAGAGUAAUUACCAGCUCAAAACAAACGCCAAAUGUGAGAGAUUUAAUAAGUCAUUGGAGGCAUGCCACAAUUACGCUAAAAGAAGCAGUUAGCAGAUGGCAAGCUGUUCUUUUGCAAAACGAUCCAAUGGGAGCUGUUAGUUCUUUGUUAAAGAAACAAGAUCGUAUUGAUUUUUGUCGAUACGAACUGACUGGACAAAUAUUUGGUCAACUAGAGUUACAAUGUCAUGGUAAUGUCUCCAUGUUUUCUAUGACGUCUCCAUUUAAGCAUUACAAUUUGCAAUAUGGUCCCUUCUUGCAAUCUUUUAAUUUCAGCAAGAACUUUCAUUACGAUGGUAACCUUUUUAGAAGUUUGGAAAUAUACUACAAAUCCAAACUUCAAGCAUUGGUGAAGUUAGUAGCGGAAGGUAAAGUAGAAUGCACGCUUCGUGUAAUGACAGUCCAGUUGGAAAACAAAGAUGCCAUAGAACAUAUUCAAUCAUUAGGACCUGAUCACAUUAACUGGAACAACGUGGCUGAUUUCAUGAGAAAAGAGUCCUUCUUUAACCUUGCUUACGCUUGCUCGACUAAAAAAACUACCCAUUCUAUGCAUUUUUUGAAUUGGUCUACAAUUGUCUGUGGAACACAUAUACUUGAAUAUGAUGGGAACCGGUUAGAAUUCCACAUGGAGCAAAAGAAAGUUUUACAUGGUUUUUUCAUGAAGCGUCAUAGGGAUGGCUACAUUCCCUUUUUAAGGAAAGAUGCUUUGGUCGUCUAUCCCUUGGAUUUAAGCAAUAGCGUACUUGCGUUGAAGUAUCGUCACAAGUUUUUGGAGUAUUAUUUUGACGUCGAUGAAUUCGAUAUAAACAUAACUGACAUUUGUGGACCAGAUAUAUGUAAUUGUUUUCAAAGAUGGAGUCAAAUAUUUACCCUAUCUUUUGACAUUAAGAAGAAAUAAAGGACAUUCUGCGCUAGGUAGUAUAUAUUAAGCAAAGUGAAAGUCAUAUUGCAAAAUUAUUAAGCAUUUUACUUAUUUUUUAGUACGUAUAAAUGCUGAAAAAGGUCAAACGUUACGAGCUGAUUUAUAUUAGCAGUUGUUUUUCACUAAUUCCUAUAGUAUGAGAAGAAAAGAUGUUCCAAUUAUAAAAAAAUAAAUUCGAAAGUUAAGAUUUAGAAAACAUUUUGGUCAAACUACAAAUUGGAAACGAGAAAAACAAUGGGUAAUCCGUUUACAUUUAACAGUGCGUAUCUUAGUUAAGUGAACCUUUCUAUGUUGACUUCAUGUUAAAUCUUGUAAGAAAGAUUAAACACAGAAAUCUUUCAAAACUGAAAUCCUGCAAUGUUUGCGUCAUGAUAAGUUCUGUUGGGGAUAUAUUGAUAAAACAGACCAGAUUGAAAAAACAUUAAAAUGUUCAUUAUAAUGUCAGCCCAUUGUCAAACUACAUAAGAAUUCUAUUUAGAGAGAAUAUUUUUCCGAAGAGAAGGUUUUUGUUUUAGAGAGAUUUAAAUUAAGGAAAUGAAAACACAAAAGGUUUCUUAAGAAAAUUAUACAAUGAUUAAAAAAUUGUUGCGGAGAUUUUUUUAUGUAAAUGAAGAUUUAAAUUAGAGAGAGUCAAUUAUACAUUUCAAAAUUUAAGUAGAGUCGUUUUAAUGUUAUUUUUUUUUUACUAGUAUUGUAUUGUUGUUGUCUAGAAAAAUCUAACAGCAAACUUCA